Molecule: messenger RNA, 3362 nt
Organism: Ruditapes philippinarum (Manila clam)
Lineage: Eukaryota; Metazoa; Mollusca; Bivalvia; Venerida; Veneridae
Product: putative tyrosinase-like protein tyr-3
Exons: 9
Coding region: 149-1627 (492 amino acids)
Molecular function (GO): oxidoreductase activity
Source: RefSeq, a predicted model, not a curated record
UGAUCGAUUGAAUACACCCCUCUCGCUACCCAGCUCAUGAUCCUAUCAAAGUAGCGUGUGUGAUGCGUAUGUUUGACUUUGGAAAAUUGAUUUUCAAUUCUUUUAUAAAAGAAAUUCAGUAUUUACAGUGAAUUAUCAGUGGCCAGUCAUGGUUUUCUAUCUUGCACACCUGUCGGUUGCCCUUAUUUUAUGUAAUUACACUCAAGCCUAUCAGUUUAUCGUAAAUCUCCCUGACAGCGCACAAACUGAAAUCGAGGAAUGCAUUCAAAUGUCUAGAAACUCACCGGUAAUACCAUGGCAAGCGGAAUUGGCCUGUAGUCAUGAGUAUUUCGCUAAUCUCGGUGCAAAUAAUCUUACAGAAGAAGAUUGGGCAGUGUUCGAAACAGCGACCGAGGAAGGUUUUGGCCACACUCCUCCAUCAUUUGGCAUAAGUAAAAGGCGGGACAUUCGCACAUUAUCUGAUGAGGAAUGGAAAAACGUGACAGAUGUUUUUAGAGAGUUAUACGAAACAGGAGUUCUUCAAUCAUUUGGCCGAUUGCAUGGGAAGGUGAAAUUAAGAGCUCACAAGGGAGGUGCGUUUUUACCAUGGCAUCGUGUCUUCCUGGCUCACUUCGAACAAGAGAUGAAGAAGAUAAAUCCUAGUGUAUCCUUGCCAUAUUGGGACUAUACGAUUGACAUCGAAAUCCUACAACCAUAUGAAUCUGUGUUGUGGACGCAAUGCUACUAUGGAGAGAAUAACGAUAUUGUCAAAUCAGGUUCCUUCAACUUCAUGUACGGCGCUCAUGGUACUGUCAUUGCAAGACAAAUUGCGGAAAAUUGCGACUCAACAAGGUUGAUAACUAAAACAGACAUAGACAUUUUAAAAGGAUUUUGUAGAUUUGAGGACAUAACAACGGGUGCUGAUACAGAAGAGACUGGGCACAAUCUUGAAACUCUACACGAUGGCGUACAUGACUACAUUGGUGGGGAUAUGGGUGUUGUUGAAAAUUCAGCAUACGAUCCAAUAUUUUGGUUUCAUCACGCAUUUAUUGACUAUAUAUGGGAGUCAUACAGGGAACAUCAGACGGCGAACUGUGGCGAGAUAGACAUUGAGUCCGAUUACCGGAGAGAGAAUGAUACUGGCCGGGAGGGUACCAUAGAGCAAGGCUACAAUGACACCUUAUUUGGUUAUCGCCACUUGAAGAUUAAAGAUGGACUUUGGCGAAACUGGACAGAGGUAUUUUUUAACUAUGAGACCCAACCUGCCUGUGGUGGAACAUGCACCGGAGAGUACCUUUACUGCGAUAACGAAAACCGCUGUUUAUCUCGUACAAAAAAUGCAUGUAAGGAGGAAAUCUCGACACGAAAAAAACGCGAAUUACUUGUACCACAAAUUUCCUGUGUGUCUGGAACGAAAUUUAGAGGCCUUAGAGGUGACGGAAGAACAAUAGACACGUCUAAAGAAGAAAGUAAAAAUAUUUUGAAAAAGUUAAGACAGGCUUUCAUAUCAGAAAAGCCCGAAACUGAAGAAGAUAGAGAUCCUUCACUUGAGAGAUUUGGAUUUGUUGUAAUCGGAAUAUGUGUUGGCGUGGCAUGUACUAUUGCAGUUUUCCUGAUUGUCAGACUAUGGAGAAAUAGAAACAAGUAAACAUUGAAAACAAGAAUACACGCUUUCAUCUUUAAACACCGUUUUAUAUAAAAUACCUUUUAAAAUUGUCAUAUGUUUUUUCGGAUAUUUUUAUUUCAUAUUUGUUUAUUUAACCUACUAAGGCAAAUGUUAUUGUUUUUAAUCGGAGCUACCAAUCAUAUGAGUUUCAUUUUGCAGCUUUUUUUUGCAAUUUUUUAUUGGCUACUAAUUGCUUUUUAUAUUUAGGCUUUUCGUAAUUGUAAAUAGAUGUUAACCAAGAUUAUAUUAUGCAAGACUGUGUCUGAUUUGUUGUAAUCAUUAAUGAUACACAUAUCUAAGUAACUAAAAGUUUUAAACUGUGAAAAGGAUAAUACCUUAUACAAUAAGUAAACACCCGAAUAUUUUUUUUUUGGAACACAUUCGGAUAAUUAUAUUGUUUAAUCUCUCAUCUUAAUCAUACCUCCAAAUCACCAAUAUGUUGUCAAAAUUAAAACAAAGUCAGCAGUAAAAAUAUCCUAUAAGAUUCAGGAUAGAAUGGUGAUUGAUUGAUGAAUAAUGUUUUGCUUUAUACAGUAAUGUGAUGGAUUAUAUAAGACCUCAAUGCUACAAACCUCAAGAUUAGGCAAAAUAUUUCAAGAGAGGCAAAAUAUUUCAAGAGAAUCAAAUUUGAUUGACUCCAUUGUUUUUAGCUAUUUGCAUCAUUUCCCCCGCUUUUUUAUUCACACAUUUUAUAGUAACAUGAUAUUCUUAUUGUAAACAAAGGGCAUUUCAGUAAACAUGUGCCUGAUUAUAUGUUGAAAGGGUCAUUUAUUUAGCUUAUCUAAAUAACUUGACCAGGUGUAGACUUCAUGUGUUUGUGCUAUAUCACUAUUUUGUGAAGACUACGAAAGGGCAGGGCUAUCGGCGACAAUGUGAAAUGCCUUGUUUUUGGUUGAAAAUUAAAUAGGUUAAUGUUUAACUAUACGCAUUAACAAAAAUAAUUGGUCCCGUGCCUGCGCCACGGUUGACCAAUUAUUUUUGUUUAUACAUGUACGUUUUAUAAUACUUUUAUUAAACACUAACCUAACUGAUGUAAAAUCCCUUCCAAAACUUGACAUUUUACAUGUACAUAGGGUUUAAUAUACACACAGCAACUGAGAUAAAAAUAGAUUUUUUUCAUUGAAAUGAAAUAUGAUACAGUUCAGUGAAUCGAUAUAGGAAAACAUUAACUCGUUGUAAAAGAAAUAUCUACAGUGAAACUGUACGAUUAUUAUGACACGCAGUAAGGGUUAUUUCGUAUAUUUUCUACCUAUUUAUGGUAAUUUACGUGGGUUUUAAGUGUCGUUUGCAGAGUGUUUAUUACUUUCUUACUCAUUUCACGUUAUUUUACUUUUGAAUACAUUUUCAAAAUUUCAUGAAAAUCAGCAUGAAUCUGCGUGGAGACAUAGUGUUUUAAGAAGUCAUAAUUAUCUAUGCAACCAAGACACGCAUGGUUGGAUGAACCUCGAUAUAUACAAACGUAUAAUUUUUUGUUCGCGAGUUUGCUGAGGCGUAGCUUGCUAAAACUUCAUACAAUGUACGUAUAUGAAAGCUUGCUCAUAUCACAAAUUUUGCCCAUAAGACUUUCAGGGCCUAUUAAGUAUGUUCAGUUAAAAUUGGUGACAUUAAAUAUUGUUAUACUUGCGAUUUAUUUUCUUCUUAUUAUGCUUAUUGAAUACUUCAUUGUCUUUCGAUAUAUAUAUAAAAUAUACAUAUCCUUUCUUAAUAAAGCCGCUUU